AUGGUCGUCAACCAGAUGCUUCUGCGCCGAACAGCUGUUCUGGCCUCGACCUCGUGUAGAACGUUCACGACAGCGGCACGCGCCUUCAACGCCGCGCCUCAGCUGAAGCGCGAAGGUCCCACGGCUCCUAAAGGAGACAAGCACAAGUUUGACGAUGAUUACGACGACCCUCACUAUCCUGGAGUGCAACAGAAGCAGAAAGCGUUCAACGACCCGUACCCGAACCGUCCCAACGCAGACCGCCAGCAGCCGGAGCCCGAGUCGCCCCGGGGACACGAGGGCGCUUUCGCCGACCACCGCGGCGGAGGCGGCCGCGCUGAGGGUGAGCGCAUCACUGGCUCCGAAGAAGCCGCCGAGACUCGCACCAGCGACCGCGUUGGCCAGAUUGCCAAGAACGCUGCCAAGUCGCUCUUCAGCUCGUCUGACAAGCGAUCCUUUUCCACCUCUGCUCGCGCUUUCGCUAAGGACCCGACGCAGAGUGAACGCAGCACUCCCGCCACCACGUCCAAGGGCAGCCUGAACGAGCACCCGGGCUACACCACCGGUGAUGCACCCAUCGACUCUCGACCCCCCUCGGAGAUGCCCAAGCCGUCGGAGCACGCUCGACCCUCGUCAAGCACGGGCAAUGCGAGCGCCAAAGCCACUGAGCCCCACCCCGACGUGCACGCCAUGGCCGAUGGCGCAGACCAGCCCGGCGCCGGCGUCGAUGCCAUCCACCCUGAAGACCGAACGCAAAACUCAUGGGGCGCAAAUGCAAGAUCGGCACAGUUCAACCCGGACGAGGGAAAGCGUCAGCCGUUGCACCAUGGCGGUAGUCACGAAGGCGGGUUCAAGGGUCAGCCUGACCGAAAGUCUCGUACAUGA
Molecule: messenger RNA, 864 nt
Organism: Sporisorium graminicola
Lineage: Eukaryota; Fungi; Basidiomycota; Ustilaginomycetes; Ustilaginales; Ustilaginaceae
Exons: 2
Coding region: 1-864 (287 amino acids)
Source: RefSeq, a predicted model, not a curated record